Molecule: messenger RNA, 2811 nt
Organism: Rubroshorea leprosula
Lineage: Eukaryota; Viridiplantae; Streptophyta; Magnoliopsida; Malvales; Dipterocarpaceae
Source: the annotation of a GenBank genome assembly
CAUUAACCACUGCUUCGGGUUCUGAAAGGAAAACCCCACAAAGAGGACCCAUACCAGCAACAUAAUCUAUAUUCUAUAUGCAUACACAAGAAUAGGGGCUUCACAUUUCAUGGAUUCUUUUGUUGUGGCAGAAUUUCAAGCUUCCUUUCUUGGGUUGAAAAAGCUGGGGUUUUGAUGGUAAUGUGGGUGAGUUGGGUACUAUCUUAUUAAACUACGGUCGCUAUGGAUUCUUCUUCUGAGGGAAUUUCACUUGAUCCUUCAAACUGUAGUAAGAUGAGUGUGGAUGAAAAGAGAGAACUUGUAUAUGAAUUAUCAAAGAGACCGUAUGGGGCCUCUGAACUGCUACAGGCAUGGAGCCGACAGGAGAUUUUACAGAUUCUAUGUGCAGAGAUGGGAAAGGAAAGGAAAUACACUGGCUUGACGAAGCAGAAAAUCAUCGAAAAUCUUCUAAAAAUAAUAGCUGAAAAGAAAUCAGGGGAACAUGAGGUCUUAUCAGACCUUGAACCACAUUCUUCCCCUGCAGUUGGUCAAAAAGCAUCUAAAAGGCAGAGGAAAGCUGAUAAUCCUUCUAGAUUGGCUGUUUCAGUGGAUGAUGUUUCAAUGGAUAAUGGUGGAAAUGACAUUAGUAAUACUACCUAUUGCAAAAACUCUGCUUGUAAAGCUACCAUGAGACGAGAGGAUGCAUUUUGUAAGAGAUGCUCAUGCUGCAUCUGUUUUCAGUAUGAUGACAAUAAGGAUCCUAGCCUCUGGUUAAUUUGCAGUUCUGAGUCUCGAUUUCAAGGCAAUUCUUGUGGCCUGUCAUGCCAUCUUGAGUGUGCCUUAAAGCAUGAAAGUUCUGGAAUUGGGAAAGAUAGACGGCGUGGAGGCAUUGAUGGGAGCUUUUAUUGUGCUUCCUGUAGAAAAAUAAAUGAUUUACUUGGUUGCUGGAAAAAACAACUGGUAGUUGCGAAGGAGACCAGAAGGGUUGACAUACUCUGUUAUCGCAUGUCCUUGGCGCAAAAACUUCUUAAUGGGACUGAAAAGUACCAAAAGCUUUCUGAAAUUGUCGAUGAAGCUGUUAAGAAGCUUGAAGCUGAAGUCGGUCCACUAACUGGUAUACCAGUGAAAAUGGGUAGGGGUAUUGUUAACAGGCUUUCUUCUGGACCAGAAGUUCAGAAACUCUGUUCUUUUGCUGUGGAGAGACUGGACAAAAUGAUUUCUGAUACUGUUGUGCAUUCUUCACCCAAUCCUAUCAUGCAAGUUUGUUCUCCAACAUCUCCAGAUUCAGAUCCUAUUGCACCAGCAAUGGUACACUUUGAAGAUGUUCGGCCAACGUCCCUAACUGUGAUUUUUGGUUCAAAAGAACCUUCAGAGGGUGGUGUUUUGGGUUACACCUUAUGGCAUCGUAAGGCUCAUGACAGGGAUUAUCCUGUGAAAUCAACUUGCACCCUAUUUGCACCAAAUACGAGGUUUGUUGUGACAGGACUGACUCCAGCUACAAAGUAUCAUUUUAAAAUUGUUUGUUUUAAUGGUUCAAGAGAGCUGGGUAAAUGUGAAGUUCAGUUCUCAACAGCCGGUAAUGGGGAUCAAGUUCCAAACUGCUCAGUAAUAGAAAGGAGUCAGAGCCCAGCUACCAACUGUAGCAGCCUUUCUAAUCCAUCUUCAGUAGAAGAUGAAACUAAUAACAUCACUCCUUAUGGUGAUCAGAACGAUGACCGGGCAGACAAUUACAAUAGCUAUUGCAAGGAAUCUGAUAAAUCCGUUUCCAUGAAUUUGUCCAACGGUGCCAACAACUGCAUUAUCCUGUGUGAAGAUAGAACCCCCCCUGAUGCAGUUUCUUUGUUGGGAGAGGAGCAUGCCAUGGAGGUGGCCGAUCCUUUGCCAGAUUCUGAUGUGUUAAAGGUUGAGAAAAGGCAUGUUUCAGAGGGCCAUAUGAUUGAGGAGAUGAGCACUGACAAUGGGUCUGAUGCCCCAGUUCAGGCUGGCUUGGAAUGUGUGCCUUACAUGGGUAGCUCAGAAGCUGGCGUGCCCAUUACUCCCUGCAGGUUGGAAAUAUCUAAAGAUGGGCAGGGAAGGAAUGGGAGAUCAAAAUCCAGCAGCAAGGAUGCAGAAAAUGGGACUGGGAAAGGAAAGGAGACUCAAGAUGGAGGUUCUUCAAAGAAGAGAAAUGGGGAAAGGCGGGAUGAAGAAUGCAUGGCCAAUGGUCUGUCAGAUAGUGAUUUUGAGCAUUAUGUGAAGGUGGUUAGAUGGUUAGAAUGUGAGGGACAUAUAGAGAAGAAUUUUAGGCAGAAGUUCCUGACCUGGUACAGCUUGAGAGCAACUCCACAGGAGGUCAGGGUUGUGAAGGUCUUUGUUGACACUUUCAUGGAUGAUCCAGCAUCUCUUGCAGAACAGCUUGUGGAUACCUUUUCAGAUUGUAUCUCAAGUAGAAGAUCAUCCGUUGUUCCUGCCGGUUUCUGCAUGAAGCUUUGGCAUUGAAAUUCUUGUCAGAAAGGGUCCUGCUAUUAGAUGGAAUAGGUUUUUUAGCACAGACCUCAGCAAGGUUUGUGAACCAUAAUUCUUUGGGCCCAUAACAUUCUUCAUUUAGACUAUCACAUCAUGAUUUAUGUUUACAAUUAGCUUUUGUCAUUCUUAUGAUCACUUAAGAAUGCAAGAAAUCUUAUCCUCCUUUUCUAAUACAUUCCUUGACCCAUUCCUCAUUUUAUUUACUGGCUCAUCAUUCAAUGUAUUUAUGUGCCAGAGCAAAUGUUUAGCUCUUCUCCUCUUGAAAAUGGUUGAAGCAACUUUAAGUGGAGUUCCAAACACACCCAUUAAUAAUCAUUGCUUAAUUAU